This is a messenger RNA of Rotaria sp. Silwood1, 867 nucleotides long. The record is from the annotation of a GenBank genome assembly. Lineage: Eukaryota; Metazoa; Rotifera; Eurotatoria; Philodinida; Philodinidae.
AUGGAUUAUCCAAUACUUCAAAAUGAAGCACGAUUGAAAAAAUUUAAAGAUAUUAUUACUAAAUAUGAUAUUAAUUAUGAUUUUGCAUUUCGUCUUCGAGGUCUUGAAGGUUUCGAAAUAGUUACGAUACUUGAUGAUAGUUCAUCUAUGUAUACACCAAUUAUUGAUCGAGAUCAAAAGAAUAUUUCACCAUUCAGUCAAUUACCAAGUCGCUGGGAUGAACUUAAACAUGUUGUAUCGAUUGUUGUUGAUCUUGCUUCAGUAGUCGAUCCUGAUGGUGUUGACAUAUAUUUUUUAAAUCGUUCACCACUUUUACAUAUUACAGAUUCAUCACAAUUGCAUGAAACAUUUUCUAGAUUACCAAAUGGUCCAACACAUCUUACACGUGUUCUUAGUGACGUACUUAAUUUGAAACGUCCACAUGUUCAUGAUCGAAAAUUAUUAAUUUUAAUUGCAACAGAUGGUAUACCUACUGAUGAUCAUGGACAAAAUGAUCUUAAUCGUUUAGAAAAAGUUUUACGUAAUGAAAGAUAUCCAUCUCUCGAUCGUAUUUAUAUAACAUUUAUUGCUUGUACAGAUGAUCUUCAAUCAGUUGGCUACUUAAAUAAAUUCGAUAAGAAAAUCCCUUAUGUUGAUGUUUUGGAUGAUUAUCGAAGUGAACGAAAAGAAAUUUUAGCUGUACAAGGUAAAAAUUUUCCAUUUUCAUAUGGUGAUUAUGUUGUCAAAAUUUUAAUGGGAUCUCUUGAUCAGUGGUUUGAUCAAUUAGAUGAAAAAAAAGUGAAAUUAAGUAGUAUUGGUGAAAAACAACAAGGAAGAUUAUCUCGAGAACAUCUGUCAGCAUUCAAGGAUAGUUGUACAAUUUCGUAA